GGUGUCCGGCGCUUGUGUCAAGCCCGAAAGCCGCGCGCCGACGGUAGUCAUGAGCAGGUCCCUGAAGCCGGACCUGAAGGUCUGGCGCCAGGCGGCCACCAUAGUGCUGGCGGCGGGAUGGAAGAGCCCCGGUGCCGCCGCGUCUUCCGUGCAGUCCGCGGAGGACUUUAGAUUGCUGCUUUUGCAGCGCUCCAAGAGCCAAGGCUUCCUGCCCGGCGCGCACGUCUUCCCAGGCGGCGCGCUAGACGCUUCAGAUCGCUCGGCUGACUGGCUGCAGCUCUUUGCGCCGCACCACCUGCCCCCUCGCUUUGGACUGGGCCCAGCUCCGGCCCAGCGAUCAGCCGUACCGGAGUUGCCCAACUCGCAGCCUACCUCGCUGCCCGAGGUCGCAGACGGCGACGCCGCGGCGCUGCCUGAUGACGUAGCCUUGCGCAUCUGCGCCAUCCGCGAGGCCUUCGAGGAGGCAGGAGCGCUGCUGUUGCGGCCCAGGGGUGUCCGGCGUAUUUCGGAGUCCCAGGAUUCCGCUCCCGAUCUCGACUGCUCCCUCGAGCCUCCGCCGGACGUGUCCAUCUGGCGUACCCGCGUCAGUGGCGACGCGCGCCACUUCCUGGACCUGUGUGCACAACUGGACUGCACGCCCAACAUCUGGGCGCUGCACGACUGGAGCGGAUGGCUCACGCCGUUCGUGGCUGAGAAACGCCACCGCUUCGACACAAGUUUCUACCUGUGUUGCUUGCGCGAGCAGCCGCCCAUCCAACCUGAUUUGACCGAGGUGGUGGACUGCCAGUGGUUAUCUCCAUCAGAAGCAACUAAAAGUUUCCUUUCAAAAGAAAUUUGGCUGGCACCCCCACAGUUCUAUGAAAUAAGAAGACUUGAAAACUUUGCUUCUCUUUCUAACUUGCACAAAUUUUGUUUGGAGCAUGCAUCAGAAAGGACUGAAAGAUGGCGGCCUGUCACCUGUGUAACUGCUGAUGGCAUGAUCCAGCUUUAUCCAGGAGAUGAGCUAUACUUAGAAGAUUCACACCUUUUAGAAAAGGUUUUGUCUACUGAAAAAAAGACUGAAGAAAUCAUGAAGGAAGCCAAGAAACUUCACCGAUUAGUGCAACACAGCAGGCAUCACUAUAGUAUUCACGUGACUAUUCCAUCAAAGGGUAAACACAUUUACCCUAAGAGUUAUGUAGUAAAUAAGAGCCAUUUGUAGGGUAUAGCUUCUUUGCAAGCUAGCCUUCUUGAAGUACAUUUAAUGAUUAAUGACGACCAACUAUAUUUGCUUAAAACUUAAGGAACUUUGUGUCUCUGAAAGUUAUAAUGCAGGCUGGGGUUUUUAGCUCAGUGGUUCUGCUGCCUGCCUCACAAGUGCAAGGUCCUGAGUUCAAUCCCCAGUACCGGAAAAGUAAAUAAAUAAAUAAAAGUUAUAAUGCAGUGUUUCUUAUUUCAAGUGGAGGUCUCGUUAUAUAAAUUGUAUAGUAUGCCACAAUAUAAAAUUUAUUAAUGAU
Fukomys damarensis (Damara mole-rat) is the source of this 1496-nucleotide messenger RNA. RefSeq names its product nudix hydrolase 19 (gene Nudt19). The transcript has 3 exons. NCBI's taxonomy places the organism in Eukaryota, Metazoa, Chordata, Mammalia, Rodentia, Bathyergidae. The coding region runs from base 50 to 1201 and encodes 383 amino acids. Gene Ontology annotation, cellular component: mitochondrion. Gene Ontology annotation, molecular function: hydrolase activity, acting on acid anhydrides, in phosphorus-containing anhydrides. The record is from RefSeq and is a predicted model, not a curated record.